UUAUUUCUAUCAACAGUGGGAAUCAGAGGUCCUGUUCUUCAUGCUAGUUAUCAUAAUGUUUAGAUCUCGGAAGUCUGGAAGUCGAAAUAUGGUUGCCUACAUUUCUGUGUUCAACAUGUAUGCCAAAGUAUGCAAUGGAGUUUUAUGGUUCACAGCAGAUGUGGUAUACGGCAUCAUCUAUGUUAUAUUAGUCAUUAUUCAUUUCCUGGUGGUUGGAGAGCCGGUAUACCAAGGUCCAGAAAAAGUGAUAUACUUCCAAGGCAAGGAACUAGAUGAGGAGCUGGCACGAGACAAACAUUGUCUCUGGUACAUCACCUUUUUCACUGCAUGGAGUCCUGCCUGUUCUAGUUUGGCUCCCAUUUUUGCCAAACUUUCUGCUGAAUACACCCUAGAUAACCUCAAGUUUGGCAAAAUUGAUGUUGGACGUUACCCAGAAGCAGCAAAACACUAUCAUAUAAAUGAUAGCACCUUCUCUCUCCAACUUCCUACAAUAUCUUUCUUCAAAGAAGGCAAGGAGGUUGAAAGGCGACCUAGUUUAAAUGCACAGGCAAAGUUUCAGAAAUUUUAUUUCACAGAGGAUAACAUAAAGGCUGCUUUUGAUUUAAAUAACGUUUAUGCAGAGUGCCAGAAGAUUUUAGAUGCAAAGAAACCAAAGGAAGAUCAUGCUAAGUCCGAGUAAUGCCAAGAAGUUUCAUGCAGUAAGCACCAUUGAACUUUUAUGAAUAAUAAAGCAUUUAUUACUUUCCUGUAAAGUAUGGUAACUAUGCUCAUAACAUCAACUUGUAUAGUACUGUAUUAUACUAUUGUGAAACAGAUAAUGAUCCUUAAGAAAAUAAUUGAUGUUUCACCAACAAGCCUUGUUUUUCCAUUGUACAUGAAAAUUUGAUAGGAUAGAUUGAAAAAAAUAAUUUGUGGAAAACCAAGUGGUUUAGUAUUUGAUUAUUUUGUUCAUGAUAAGCUUUCAAAAAGUACACGUGUAACACUUCAUGUCUUUAUUAUAUGUAUAUAGGAGCUCACUUGGACACAUGAAUUGGAACAGCACCAAAAUGAUCAGGAACUCCAGAAAUACAGUUUUUUAGAAUUCCAUUAUUGCAACCAACUCCAUCAUACAAAAUAGUUUAUAUAUAUCUGCAGUUCUUGAUGCCAGUAAGCCCCCAACAGUGAUUUCAUAAAUAUUACUACAGUGGACCAUCCCUUUUCAUCUUUAAUUCCUGCCAGUCUCUCCAACGAAAUGUGAAAUCGACUAAAACUGAAACCAUUUUCCCCACAAGAAAUAAUGUAUAUCCAGUUAAUCAGUUUCAGACAUCCAAAAGUUUGUUUUUUUCUCUCAACAAGUCGGCCGUCUCCCACCGAGGCAGGGUGACCCAAAAAAGAAAGAAAAUACUUUCAUCAUCAUUCAACACUUUCACCACACUUGCACAUUAUCACUGUUUUUGCAGAGGUGCUCAGAAUACAACAGUUUAGAAGCAUACACAUAUAAAGAUACACAACAUAUCCCUCCAAACUGCCAAUAUCCAAAAGUAUAAACAAAAAAUACAUUUUACAGAGAACUAUAUUCCACAGCUUAUUUAUCUAUAACAAUUCAUUCAAUAUGACAUAAUAAACAAUAUUAAUAACAAAGAAACAUGAUGUAUACUCUAGAAUGAAUAAAAUGUCAUUACAUAUGUGAGGAGUAAGUAGUAGUGAUGUUGGGUUUAUAAGGGCCACUGAGGAAGCUGUACAUAUUAGUGGUAGGCAGCAGCAGCAGAAGCUACCAACACUAUUCACACAAACAAUGUACAUAAUUUAUAAAUAAGAAAUAUCUACACUUACUGUACCUUGGAGAUGCUGGCAUUGGUUUAGGUUGGUGGAAGAUAGGCAGGGCGGCAUACGUUUGUCAGUGCCCUAUAGACCUCAAACAAUGGAGGAGUCAGUUUUGUGCCAUCCUUUUUCUCACUUAACUUAUUUGCUCCACUGUUAAUGCUAUACUUUAUCACUGGCUGGCGCAAUAGCCUUUAUUGACUCCUGCUGGUUUAGUAUCUUACAUAUCGAAGAAUCACUGAAUCACUAAAGGCACAUUCUCCCCUCUCUCUCCUUCCUCCACUUGGGUACUUUGCUGUGUGUUUUUUCUUGAAUUCUAUCGUGUUUCUUACCUUCUUUAUCAAUGGGCUGGGACUAGCAGCUUUCUUUGGGCCCAUAAUGGCUUAUUUAGCAGUCACACACAAUAAACGAGUGCAAAAAAACAAUGAAUUACGUAUUACAAAAUGUUUCCUAUGGCCUCGCAGGAUGACGAUCACUCACCGAGAAACAAUGCGACACUGCCUCAGAAUGCGUGUGGGAGGCUUUGUGUCUGCGCAGCACUUAGACAUGUACCAUACCACCGACGAGAAUGGAGGAAAGCAACAGAAAGUGAGCCAAUAAUUUUACGGAAAAAAUUUGUGAUAACGGAAAUGGGCGAAAACAGAGCCCAACGAAAAGGGAGGGUCCACUGUACCACAUUGCUCAUCAAGCCUGACCAUUUUUACCAGACACCAAUCAAAUUUACACAUCCACUAGCAAACCCCCCACCCAAGCUUUUAUGACUACUACUGCCACUCCACCUCUCUUCUUAUAUUAGGCAUCUUGUCUGUAUUAGAUUGAGCUUGUGGUACGCAGAAUGUUGAAUAGUACUCUGGUAUUGCACAUUUAGUAUCUUAAUCAGAAGAGUGUUUAAAAAUAAUUUUAACAAAUAUGCAGCGAGUCUUCAUGAAUAAAAGCUUAUUUUUAGCACCCUUGUAUUGGUUUUAAGCUAUAAACUUGGAGUAGACAUGUUCAGAAUGAGAACAGUAGCAGUAGCUUGCUUGUGAUUACAAGAUUGAGAAAAGUGUAUUAUUAUUAUUAUUACAAUCAAGGGGGAAGCGCUAAACCCGGAGGAUUAUACAGUGCCUGGGGGGGGAUGUGGAAGGCAUUCAGGCUUAAUUUGGGGAACUAGAGAAAAGUGUAGCAUGUAUCAUGUGAUGUCUUCUGGAAGGUGAAUGGCAGCAGCAUCACUAGAGUUACCUGGAGAGAGUUCCGGGGGUCAACGCCCCCGCGGCCCGGUCUGUGACCAGGCCUCCUUAGGUCAGUGUCCCAGGAUGCGACCCACACCAGUCGACUAACACCCAGGUACCCAUUUUACUGAUGGGGAACAUAGACAACAGGUGGAAAGAAACACGUCCAAUGUUUCUACUCUGGCUGGGAAUCGAACCCAGGCCCUCGCCGUGUGAAGCGAGAGCGUUAACCACCAGGCCACCAGAGCCCCUGAAUACUUGGAAUAAUUUUUAUGCAUAUGGAAAAUGAAUCAUACAAUGUCUGCAAUAAGUGACCCAUUAAUGUUUAAGUACAUAAAUAGAGCAUGCCAUGGGCAAACAUACAGCAAAUACUGAAGACAUAAUAAAUGUAAAGAAAUCUC
Cherax quadricarinatus is the source of this 3409-nucleotide messenger RNA. The record is from RefSeq and is a predicted model, not a curated record. NCBI's taxonomy places the organism in Eukaryota, Metazoa, Arthropoda, Malacostraca, Decapoda, Parastacidae.